GAGUUCAAUCAUUUCCUAACGGACAUUACUAGAGAUUACUUGCAGUGAAAUCAGAAGCAAACAGUUGGACUAUUCAAACAGAAAGUGUAUAGUGUUAAUGUGCUUUGGAUUACUAUUGAAGGCAGAAUGUUGACCUGUGAGAAGAUGGAUAACAACAACCUGUCCCCAAGCACUGGGAUUACUAAUGGGACAGGCAUGAAUAACAACAACAGCAGCGAGAAUAUCUACAUCGAUAUUCCGACGCCUUCGACCAGAAGUGUUUCGCCACUGUCCUCGGCCUCACCAGGAAAGGAUAAAUCGUUCGGGUUCUUUCACAAUAUCUACCGGAAGAUAAGUUUGAAAUCCAAUGACGAAAACAGUGCUCAUGAAGAAGACUCUCGGAGUUCCUCGGUAGACUCGUGUUCCUCGCUCAGUGAUCGCCUCCAAGCACCUCCAAAGCAGCGCCGAUCCAGCCCGUGCGUUGAACUGGCAGAUCAAACAUCCACGCUGGAAACCUCAGGCACGUCUUCUGACUCGGUGAACAAUUUGGACAAACAGGGAAGAACCACCCGGAGGUCUUCGGUUCGUAAGCUCCUUGAGAGCCUAUCGAUCGGAACUCCCCCAAGGGCGCGAUCCCUUUCCUGCAGCAGCACCUCGGUGAACUUCCUCAGCAGUCAGAAAAGCCUUAAACAGAAGGCCGAAUCGAAAGCAUCGUUGUUCAGCUCCAACAGUGCUUCGGCCACCACAACGACCAACACCAAUGCCAGCAGCAAACCACCGCCAAAGAAGAUCCUCCGCAGACCAGUUUCCUACACCUACAUCCGGGGUAUCUCCGGACUGCCAACGCAACGUGUUCCCAGGUCUUCGAUCUGCUGUAGCUACUAUGCGCGCUAGGUGAACCAUCAGGACACCUAAGCGCCACAAUGUCGCCAUAUCAACACUUCUAUAAACCUACGGAUAGUAAUAAUUCCUCCGGAACAAGUAUCGCAGAGCAGCAGAACGAACUUAAGUGACUUAUGAGUGUUUGUAUGAUCGAGAAGCGUUUUCAGUGAAGUUUGGGAAGGACUUUGGGACAAACACAACUAAAUUGGCAUUCGGUACCUUGCAAAUUUGAUAUCUUUUACGCAGCCACUGAUUGGACUAUGUAUUGUGUUAAGUAGUUUGUAAAAAGGAAGAUUCAAAAGAAAAAACGAAGUUAGGUGAUGAAUUGAGAUAUGAUGGACUUUGGUGGAAACCCGGACGAUUAAAGUGCAAUUAAAUACUCUUAAUUGAUAGAGUGCUCCACAGCAUUCAAAGCUUAUGGAAUAAGAGAACAAAAUUGACCAAUAUAAUUAAUUGAUAUGACACGGUGGAGUAUUGCGGAUACCUUUGUUUGAAAACUAAGUGAUCUAGUUAAGCUUACUACUAGUGUUAAUUAAAAAAGGAUGUGAAUGAUGCGCGGAUUGAGUGUAUGUGUUGUACGUUUGAUAGAAGAAAAAAUAUUCAAGCUCAAUUCCGAUACUGUGUAGGGUGGAUGAAACAGUGUAAAGAUGUCACGGAGCUGAUAAACACCAACAAAUUCUAAACUUUGAGUUUUAAGGAGUUACAAUGAUUACUAUCGAUAGAAUUUACAUUACUCUACUGUGUUUCCUUAUGUCAUUUUGUCCACUUCCCUUGACGUUCAAUCAUGUAAAAACUAAUCAAAGAAAAAAAAUAUCAACGGUAAAUAUUGACUUGUCAAUGCACUAAUGUUCGAGUUGAUCUCGUUUGUUUUGUAGAUAAUUUGCAUCAUUAAUAAAAAUGAAAAUAUAAAUACAGUCGCUAACCAUUUACAUGUCCUAUCCGAACAUCCUCUCGAAAAAUCCAAAAUCUCAAGUCUCUUCCAUGUGAUUGAUCUGCAAUGUGAACACUGAUCCAGGUAAGUCUUUAUUUGGAAUUUUAGACAAAAAAUAACU
This is a messenger RNA of Aedes albopictus (Asian tiger mosquito), 1913 nucleotides long. RefSeq lists its product as uncharacterized. The record is from RefSeq and is a predicted model, not a curated record. The coding region runs from base 127 to 873 and encodes 248 amino acids. Lineage: Eukaryota; Metazoa; Arthropoda; Insecta; Diptera; Culicidae. The transcript has a single exon.